CACCAACUUCAUUCGAGUUUUCAGUGGCACACCAAUCUCUGCGUCAGGAUGGGCGUUCACAAGAAGACUCGCAAGUUCGCGCAAGUCAAACGGAUCAUCGGCCAGCGUGACGCCCGCCUGAAAAAGAAUCAAGACACGGGCAAGACCGUAGACGGCAAGAAAAAGGACGAUGAUGUGAUACGAGAAGUACCGCAAGUAUCAUCAGCACUGUUCUUCCAGUACAAUACAGCGCUGGUGCCCCCAUAUCAGGUCCUCGUCGAUACCAACUUCCUCUCACACACGGUCCAGAAAAAACUCGAGAUGCUUCCGACCAUGAUGGACUGUCUGUAUGCGAAGUGCAUGCCUAUCAUCACAGACUGCGUCAUGGCCGAACUCGAGAAGUUGGGCUCGAGGUAUCGGAUUGCUCUGCGCAUUGCUCGAGACGAACGGUGGGAACGCUUGAAGUGCGGACACAAAGGUACCUACGCCGACGAUUGCAUAGUCGACAGAGUGCAAAGAGACAAGAUAUACAUCGUUGCAACAAACGACAGAGACCUCAAGCGGAGAAUCAGAAAAGUACCUGGUGUACCUAUCAUGAGCGUGGCAAGAGGAAAAUAUGUCAUUGAAAGACUACCAGAUGCCCCAGAAAAGUGAUGAAAUGACAUCUGUUGCAAUCAGGGAAGAAAAAGCUCGUACCAUCAUGACAGCGCCACUAAAGAGCAUCGAGUAUGAGCCUUCACGCUCUGACCUUCCACACGGUCCAAAUGGACUCAAUCCCCCAGGCAACAACUGCCAACGACAUAGCGCUCAGCAAGCACAUCGCAAAGAUCACUUUUCGUCGCACUUGGAAUGCUUCGUUGAUUUCCUGCUUGGCUAGUUUGCGCUGGUGAGAGUGGUAAUACGCAUUCUUGUGGUUCGAUUGGCCAAAGAUACCACCCGAUGUUUGGCGGUCAAUGAAGAACAGUGAGAUUAGAAACGAAACGCAGAGUACUGGCACCACUAUGAGGCGGCUGAACAGUGACUCUCGGAUGAGCUCCUCUGGCACUGUUGUUGCUCCUUUAGCAGGCAUCGUAAUCAGCUUGUGGUUGGCUUUGUCGGCAAGUGUUUGUCGAGCGUGUCGGAAUCAGGCCAGGCUCCCGUCGUUGAGGGCGGCAAGAAGAAGCUCUGCAAACGCACUGUCUGGGCCUUUGAAGCAGUUACAGUGGUGGCAGAGUGCUGUUGAAGCCGAGCAUUCGCUUGCUUAGUCACUUGCAAGGUGAUGUCAGGGCUCGGAUGUUCCGGAGGAUUGUUCUUCUUGUGAGUCGAGCACAAUUGGCAAAUUAUUGCAUUAUUAUCCUCCGACCGACACGAAUGCAUGCCUUGAGACAGUCAAAUUGGAUGCGAUUUACGGCUUGAUUCCGAAAUCAGAAGAUCAUAUAUGUGCAGUUUGGCUUCUGCCUGAGGUACUCGUACGAUGGUAUGCGGUCUUGAAAUUUCUUGCAUUGGGGGCCAUUGCGGGCCAGCUGUCGUCAACUGUGGCUGGUCGCUUGCUGUUCGUAACAACUAUCAAUAUAGGGUUAGGCUACAUUGGCUGAGACUCCAGGCAUAGCAACAAUUGAGAUGAUCUUCAC
Messenger RNA from Exophiala xenobiotica, 1589 nucleotides. RefSeq lists its product as uncharacterized. The record is from RefSeq and is a predicted model, not a curated record. The transcript is spliced from 3 exons. Gene Ontology annotation, cellular component: nucleolus; small-subunit processome. The coding region runs from base 49 to 633 and encodes 194 amino acids. NCBI's taxonomy places the organism in Eukaryota, Fungi, Ascomycota, Eurotiomycetes, Chaetothyriales, Herpotrichiellaceae.